AUGGAAGAAGAAAGAGCAGAGACCUUUAAUGAUUUAACCGCUGAUGAUAUAAAAUCUUAUAUGGAAAAUAAAGAAUUUGAUAAUGUUAUAAAAUUAACAAAAAAUAUUUAUGAUAAUGAUAUGAAUAAUAAUGAUGUUUUUUUGAAAGCUCGAUAUUCUUGCUUAAUAGAGCGAAAUCAAUAUGACAAAAUAAUAUAUGAAAUUAUGCAUUGUUUAAUAAAAUUAGAUAAGAAAAAAAACCGAAAAAAAGGAAAUAGUAAUUUUAAGAAGAUAUUUCAAGAGAAUUAUAAAGAAAUUCAGAAUAAGAAUGUAUUAUUUGAAUUAUUUUAUUCUAUGUAUAAAUUAAGGAAAUUUAAAAAAUUAUAUGGUUGUUUAAAAUAUUUUAUAGAAAAUGAAAACAAGUAUCAAGAUUUUAUAGAUAUGUUAUAUGCACAAGUAAAUAUUAUAUUACAUAAGUAUAAUAAUAGUAUACAUUAUUUUGAAGUUUUAUUAAAUAAUAAAUCAAGACAAACUACUGCUCAUGUAAAUUUAAAUAGUAGUUAUUUUUCUCAAUUUAUGAAAUUUAUGUAUACAUAUAAUUUUUUGAGGAGAUCUAAAAAGGAAAAAACAAAUAAAAAUAAUAAUAACAAACUAAAUAAUGGAGAUGAUUAUCAGAAGGAUGAUGAAAAUGCUGUUGAAACUUUUUACGUCGAUGGAGAACGUUUGGAUACCAAUGAUAUUGAAGAAUUAAAAAAUCAAAUAAUUAGAUCAACAAAAAAUUUUAAUUAUGAACAGAAUCAAAAUUUUGAAGAGAUUUUUAAUUAUACUACUUUUUUUAUUAUGGAAAAAAAUUAUUCUGAAGCUAUGAAAUUUAUAGAAGUUUUAGAGGACAUGUGUUUAAAUAUUGAAUCGGAUAAUGAAAUCAAUGAAAGUAAAGAUAUAAAUAGCAAUGAAGAUGAAGAGAUUACUGACGGCAUAAAGGAUACAAACAGCAAUAAUAAUGAUAAUAAUGAUAAUAUAAAUCAUAAUAAUAAUAAUAAUAAUAAUUAUUACGAUUUGAACAUAAAUUUUUGUAGGAAAGAAAUUUUUAUACAAUUACAAAAAGCUUAUAUCUAUUCAAAAAUGAAAAAAAUAAAAGAAUCUAUUAGAAUAUAUGAACGAAUAUUAAAUCAAUAUGACAAUGUAAAAAAUAAUAAAAUUGUUAUUUUAAUUGCUUAUAAUAAUUAUAUUGCUUUAAUGCAUAAUGAUAAUCAGCUGAAGUUAGAUAUUAAACAAAAUAAAAAUAUCCAAGAUCAAUAUGCUUUAACAUUUCAUAUAAGUGUAGAAAAAUUAUCUGAAAUAAAAAAUUUUCUCUUUACAAAUAAUAUAAUGGAUAAACAAGUUCAAAUGAAUAAUAGUAAUAAUAAUAAUAAUAAUUAUAGUAAUAAUAAUAAUAUUAAUAAUCAUCAUAAUAAUAAUUAUUAUACAAAUAUAACUACACAUUCUAAUAGCAUAUUUAAUAAUAUGAAUGAAUUCAUGUUUAGUACCAUAUGUUUUAAUGAAUGCAUCGCACAUUUAACAAGUGAACAAAAAGACGAAUUUAAAAUGAAAUUGAAAUGUUUUUCAACACGUUUUAGCAACUCUAUUUUAUUAGAUAAACUUAUUAUUUUAGAAUUAAAAAAUAGAAAUUAUAUGAAAUGUAAAUCUUAUAUAUAUAAUAGAAUUAAUUUAAUGAAUUCAUUUGAAAAUCAGAUUAAAUUUAUUAAUGCAUAUAUUUACCUUUGUUAUGAAAAAAAGAACUUUAAAGAAAUUGUAAAAAUAUAUUUAAUGUAUGAAUAUCUAUUUCAAAAUAAUGUAAAACAUUAUAGUUCCUUCUUUACUAACCUCUUUUAUAUAUAUAUAUGUUGUACAGAUUAUUAUACAAAAGAUGAACAUGGUGAUCAAAAUAUAGUUCAUGUAGAAAAAACAAAGAAACAAACAGAUCAAAUAUAUGAAAAUAAUAAUAAUAUACAUAAUCUUACAAAUAAUUUAUCUUUAGUAUUAGAUUUAUUUUAUAAAUAUAAAGAAAUCAUACAAGAAAAUCCAGAUAUUAUAAAUUAUGAAACCUUAUAUUUAGUAUGUAAAUAUCUAUUACAUCAUAAUAAAGAGCAACUAGUUCAAGAACUUUUUGAUUAUUUAUGUGAACAUGAAAAAAAUAAUUUAGAUUUUAUAGCAUGCUUUACAUAUAUAUAUACAUAUAUCAAUGUAUCUAAUGCAUAUACAUACGAAAAUAAAUUAAAGAAGCUUGUAUUAACAGAAACAUAUCUUAUUGAUGUUGAAGAAUUGGAAAAUACAAAUAUACCAUUCGAUAAAAUAAAUCUAAAUAAUAAUAUAUCUCAUAUGAACGAUAUCCAAGUAGAAAAGAAAAAAAAUAGAAAAAAACGUAAGAGAAGUUGUAAGAAAAAAAAAUUAACAGACCCAAGUAGUGCCAACCUUAAUCCUGAUCGAUGGUUACCUAAACAUGAAAAACCAGAAUUUAAAAAAUUAAAAAAAAAAAAAAAAAAAAGUGAAACCCUUAAACAAAAGGUAGUAGUAGAAGUUGAAGAAACCAAAACAACACUCAAACAAAAUAAAUUACAAAAUUUGAAAAAGAGAAGAAAAAAGUAA
Plasmodium reichenowi is the source of this 2604-nucleotide messenger RNA. Its product is annotated as signal recognition particle subunit SRP72, putative. Gene Ontology annotation, cellular component: signal recognition particle, endoplasmic reticulum targeting. NCBI's taxonomy places the organism in Eukaryota, Apicomplexa, Aconoidasida, Haemosporida, Plasmodiidae. The record is from RefSeq and is a predicted model, not a curated record. Gene Ontology annotation, biological process: SRP-dependent cotranslational protein targeting to membrane. Gene Ontology annotation, molecular function: protein binding; 7S RNA binding; ribosome binding. The transcript has a single exon. The coding region runs from base 1 to 2604 and encodes 867 amino acids.